Messenger RNA from Prorocentrum cordatum, 1010 nucleotides. The record is from the annotation of a GenBank genome assembly. Lineage: Eukaryota; Dinophyceae; Prorocentrales; Prorocentraceae.
AUGGCACUGGACUGGGUCCCGCCCCACCAAGCCUCCGAGAAAGCUGCCCUCAGCACUUGUGGCGCUGCCAGCCUAGACGGCUGGGCGGCUGCCGAGUUGAGGCUCACCCACACCGCUAUGCCGUCCCUGAUCGCGGAGUUUUGCGACGUCUGGUUGGCCACGACGAGAAUGGCGGUGGCUUGCGGUGGCAGACUCCCCCAGCAUGUGUCCGACGCCAUCUUCGGGUGGCGCGUGGUGGGCAUACCAAAGAUGGGCGAGAAUGAGAGCAUGCCCAUCAGCGUGGAAGCCUUGUUCGGACUCGAGCUGGACCUGAGCAAGACCCACGACAACGUGGACCGCGCCCUCGCCGCCACCGCGCUCGCCGCGCAGGGCGCCCCCGAGGGCGACAGCGUCGCCCCUUGCGCGAUGGUGGCGACCUCUCCCCCUUGGGAGUGCACCCCGGCGGUUGGAUGGGCCUUCAUGGGCGACCGCUCCAUCACAUCCAUCUCCGAGGCUGACCUCACCGUCGGCCCGCAGCGCACCAUGCAGUUUGACAUUGACGUCGAUUAUACCGAGAACGCCGCCAAGCGCCAGCAGUGGUCAGCGGCGGCGGAGUCCAACUCCGCGGAGCACUUGGGGCUACUCUGCGGCCAGAGCCGCCCUGAGAUCCCGAUCCAGCCGCGCGGCGGCUGGGGCCAGCUACUUGCUGCAGCGGGUGCGCUUCGGAGCUUUCCUGGCGCAGCUGACGUUCGUGAGAGAUUGUGCGCAGCAUAUCUUCGACCUUUCUGGAUGCGGGCUGCGCCCUUCCUCGAGCCGCCGCCGAAGAUGAUCGCGAGGCUGGUCUUCCGUGUGGUCAUCUGCACGCGCUGUGCCCAGUGGUGUUCGAGCCGCUGGUGGCGCCGCAGAGCGCAGCUACAUCCGCGGCUCGGACCCGCGCUUCAGGCGACGAAGGCGAUCCGCCCUGUGAGGCUGCUGCCCAGCAAGCACUUGGACCGAGCCCUGGCCAGCUACUUCGAGGAGCUGGGGCUGGA